GGGAGGGGGAGUUGUUGUGUGACGUUAAUAUAACGCGCAUUUGCUCCCUAAUCUUUUUCUUCCUUAACUUGAAUCAAUCAAUGAAUCAUUGAAUUCUUCAUUAUUAUUAUUAUAGUUCCCUAAAUCUAUCUUAGGGAACUAAACUCUCUAUGCUUUUCCCUCCCCUUCCUUAAUUCACCCAAAAUCUACCUCAAUUUUUUACCUUCACAAAACAAAAAUCUCACUUCAAAAAACUUAACAUCAACCACAUAGAUAGAUAGAUAGAACGCAAUUAGCAACACCUCUCUUUACCAGAAAAAAUUAAAAAAAAAAAAAAUUAGAAUGAAGAGGUUACAUAGUCUCCAUAAUUUACAAGCUCAAAUCUUUGUGUUAAUCGUUAUUUGUCUCUUCAAUUAUUCAUCCAGUGCCAAGAUCGGAGAAAACUGUGGUUCAUGUGAUCCUGGUCUUACAUGUCAAACAUGUCCUGCAAAUGGAAAUACAAGACCCAGAUGUAGCAGGAUUCAAACUUCAAACCCCAUUAAAAAAGUGAAAGGUUUAGCGUUUAACCGGUAUUCAUGGUUAACGACACAUAACUCAUUUGCUUUGGCUGGAGCAAGAUCAGCCACAGGGUCUAUUGUUAUUGCACCUAUGAAUCAGGAAGACACAAUUGUUGAUCAACUCAAAAACGGUGUUCGAGGAUUUAUGUUGGAUAUGUACGAUUUUAACCACGAUGUAUGGCUGUGUCAUUCUACUCGAGGCCAGUGUUUCAACUUCACUUCAUUCCAACCAGCGUUAACUGCACUUACCAACAUGCGUACAUUUCUAGACGCAAAUCCGUCUGAAAUAAUCACUAUCUUCAUUGAGGAUUAUGUAAAAGCUCCUUCAGGAAUAAGUAAGGUCAUCCAAGCUUCGGGGCUUCACAAGUACAUGUUCCCAGUCUCUCGGCUGCCUAAGAACGGUGAAGAUUGGCCCACUGUCGAUGACAUGAUUCAGAAAAAUCAACGAUUUAUUGCAUUCGGCUCCAAACAGGCCAAGGAAGCAUCUGAAGGCAUUCCUUACACGUGGAAAUACGUCGUAGAAAACCAAUAUGGAGAUGAAGGUAUGCAAGAUGGUGUUUGUCCGAAGCGAGCAGAAUCGCCACCAAUGGACACAAAAACUAGGUCGCUGGUUCUGGUCAACUUUUUUCAUAAUACACCGAAUCGUUCUCAAGCCUGUGCUGACAAUUCGGCUCGAUUACUUAAUAUGUUGAAGACUUGUCAUGAAGCAUCUGGAAACAGAUGGCCAAAUUUCAUAGCUGUUGAUUAUUACCUGAGGAGUGAUGGUGGAGGAGCAGCAGAAGCUGUUGAUACAGCAAACGGUCAUCUCACUUGUGGAUGUGAUAACAUUGCUUAUUGCAAGCCAAAUGGUACUUUUGGUUCAUGUGAUGUCCCUCCAAUUUCUCCACCUCCACCUGCUGCAGAAGCUACACCAACUGGAAACCAGCAAUCCCCCGAUAAGAAUGAUAAGAAAAACAAUGCAUAUAUUGGUAGAACAGCCAACUUGAUGCAAUCUGUUGUGUUAAUUUUAGUUUCCACAACUUUCUUGGCAUGGUUAUAAAAUGCAUGCUACUAGUUAAGCAGUGUUUUUAAUCAUGUGAAAAUGUAUCUUUGUAUGUAUAUGUAUGUAUGUUGUAAACGUCGAAUCAUUUGAUUCCGAGUACUGUAUUUUGUAUGGAAUCUGAGUUAUUUUUCAUUACUCGGCACUUUAUGGUUGUAUUUUGGGAUUUGGAUUCUCUUCAAUUUUUUCUCUCGAA
Trifolium pratense (red clover) is the source of this 1771-nucleotide messenger RNA. RefSeq names its product PI-PLC X domain-containing protein At5g67130-like. The coding region runs from base 322 to 1575 and encodes 417 amino acids. The record is from RefSeq and is a predicted model, not a curated record. Lineage: Eukaryota; Viridiplantae; Streptophyta; Magnoliopsida; Fabales; Fabaceae. The transcript is spliced from 9 exons. Gene Ontology annotation, molecular function: phosphoric diester hydrolase activity. Gene Ontology annotation, biological process: lipid metabolic process.